GCUUGAUUCUUUUCUUCCAUAGUGUUGGUGGUUGUAUUCUUGAUUUUGCGGUUGACAGAUUUCAUGGGAUUGCUGUAUUCCAACCAGUGAUUAAUGGAGUAGGAGGUAAUUUAGUUGCAGUUCAAGCUAGUCGCAUCUCAACAUAUCUUCAUCAAAGAUCAAAAUUAGGUGUAUUGCCUGGAGAAGAUUCAGAACUGUGCAAGGAUCCCAUAUCUGCAUUCUUUGGAAAAAGUUUACAUUCAACUACAGCGAGAGUCCUUAUGUUGAUGGUCAUCCCUGGUCAUCUUGUGUUCACAUAUGGAAUUCGCUUUGUGAAUGCUGGUCAUACAUCAGUGACCCCUAUGUUUUUGACAUUUUAUUUGUUAGCAGCUGUAAUUCAGGUGGCUCUUCUUUUGUACUUCGCACAUGUCAUGAUCCAUUGGAUGUGGAUAAAGCACAUUGAUCCAGAUAACUCUGCAAUACCAUAUCUUACUGCCUUAGGUGACUUACUGGGUACAGCUUUGCUGGCAAUAGCUUUUACCAUUCUGUACAGUAUUGGGGAUAAAGAUGCAGAUGUUGGAGAGUAA
Messenger RNA from Stegodyphus dumicola, 566 nucleotides. Its product is annotated as solute carrier family 41 member 1-like. NCBI's taxonomy places the organism in Eukaryota, Metazoa, Arthropoda, Arachnida, Araneae, Eresidae. The record is from RefSeq and is a predicted model, not a curated record.